UGACUAGACGUCCUGCUGCGUUUUUAUGACGCAAUUUAACCGCGACUCUUAUUUCUACUAAAAUGAAUUGUAAACGACAGCGAGACGAUAGCGACAAUACAGAGAAAAGAAAGAAGAGAAAGAAACGUGAAGAGAUAGCAGCACUUUCUCCGCUACUCGAGGACGAAGAUGUGAAGAGGGGAGUGAAGGAAGCAUGGUCGCAGCGAGCGCAGUACUCUCAUGGGGGCCUGGAGCUGGACUGCCACCCUUUCCCUCACUGCAUCAUCAGGAACUUCAUCCAGAGUGACAGCUUUACAGAGAACCUACAGAGGGAGCUUCUAGACCUCAACUUCCAUGAGAAGUCCAACGACCUGUACAAAUUUAAUCAGUCAGAUGACCUGAAAAAGAGAAAAGAGCCUCACAUCACAGGCUUGAGGGCAGCACUAUUUGGGCGGUUUCGAUCCUGGCUGGGGGAAGUGUUGGGGGUAGAACUGGAGCCCACAGUGGACAUUUCCUGUGCCAAGUACCAAUACACUGAUGUUCUGUUGUGUCAUGAUGAUGAGUUGGAGGGGAGGCGUGUUGCCUUCAUCCUCUACCUUGUCCCUCCAUGGGAGUGCAGCGACGGAGGAACCCUGGAUCUCUUCAGCACAGAUGGUCACUUCCAGCCCCAUAGUGUGGUGAAGUCUCUGGUGCCCAGCUGGAACACUCUGGUUCUCUUCGAGGUUUCACCCGUCUCCUUCCACCAGGUUGCAGAGGUGUUGUCAGAGGAUAAGUGUCGUCUCUCUCUGAGUGGCUGGUUUCACGGGCCGUCUUUGGAGCGACCACAUCGUCACAUCGAGCCCCCCUUCCCAAGGAGCCCCCACCUUCCCAGAGAUGAGACACUGCUGCUAGAGUGGCUGAAUCCACUGUAUCUGGACGUUGACUACCAGUCACAGGUUCAGCAAGAGUUCGAGGACAGCUCUGAGAUCCAGCUCAAGAAUUUCCUCAAAGAGGAGAAGUUUAAGGAGGUGAGUGAAGCACUGCGAUCGACUGAGGUCCAGUGGACCAAGCGAGGUCCUCCCAACAGGAGAUGUUAUGAAGUGGCUUCGUUAGAGUCCUUCCCCCAGUGUGUGAAUGCAUGCUGGGAGCUGCUGUGCUCGGAGGCGUUCUUCCUGCUUCUGUCCAACUUCACUGGCCUGAGACUGCACUACCUCAGCCCCAGUGACGAAGACGAGGAGGAAGAGAAGGACCAAGAAGAUGAGGAAGAGAGAGAAGCCACAGGGUCAUCUGGGGACACACCAUCAGCUAAUAAGAAUAACAAAGAGCCGAGCACGCCGGUGUGUGUUGGAGAGCUGCGGCGCUGGGCUCACGGGGGCUACACACUACUGCACGAUGGAGACGCAUCAAGAGCGGAGUACGCCCUUGACCUACUGCUGCCCCUGAGCUGUCCUGACUGGCAGACUGAGUUUGGGGGCUUCACCUCUUACGUUGCUAAUGAAGAGGAUGAGGAGCUCCUGACGGUGUAUCCAGAGGAGAACUCCCUGGCUCUUGUAUACAGGGACAAAGAGACUCUCAAAUUUGUCAAACAUAUCAAUCACAGAAGCUCCACCCUACCUAUUGGUGAUCCUUGUAGGAGAGCAGUUUAUGACUUCUCCUUUGUGUAUUAUGAAUGAGUUGUUGUGUGGGUGUUGAGGUGUGUGUGUUUGUAAUAUAACAUCACUGUGAUGGGUGGUUGGUCUACUCUAAAGCUCCAUGAUGUCAUGUGUUCUUCAUUAAAGAGAACAGGCAGGGAUACCCUGUUACCAUGGUUACCUGGUUUUAGUCGGUAGCCACAGAGUAACGCAGAUAAAAAAUUGUCUACAGUGACAGCAUUUGGUAGCAUUUUGUGUUCAUUAUCGUGUGUCAUUAUUGUGGCCCUGUAUGGCUGAGUUGGUAGAGCAUGGCGUUAGCAACGCCAGGGUUGUGGGUUUGUUUCCCGGGGCUACCCAGACAUAAAUGAAUGCACGCAUGACUGUAAAACGCGUUGGAUAAAAGCAUCUGCGAAAUGGAAUAUAAUAUUAUUAUUAUAUAUUGCUAGCUUAUUUGUAUGUGUCUGUAGUAUGUAUUCAAACUAUCUUACAGUAUUCAUGCUGUCACUGUAAAAAUGAAUCUGUCUGCAAGGAAAGUAAACUACAGACCAAUGAUUGAACACCGUCCACUCCCAUGUUAAAUUCUUCACUUGGAUACCAAACUGAAUAACAAAUUAGUAAUAACAGCUAGAUGUUUGGCAGAUAUCUGAUUUCACUAAUCUUUUUUAUUUAUUUUUUAUUGGCCCGUCCCCUCUUCUUACAGCUUUUGUUGUUGUUACAUUUAUAUAUGACUCAUAUUUUACAUACAUGGCACUUUUUUUACACAGUAGUUACAUAGCAAAAUAUAGUUAUUUGAUAUACAUUGCAUAGUACUUAAACACAUCGGUAUACAUUAUAUAGUUUUCAGUCACCUUAGUGAAAAUAUUGAAAUAAUGGUCGCAAUCUGACUGUUAAAUUUCGACAAAGGAUGGAGCUACAGAUUGUUAUACCAGAUAAUGUGAGUUAACCAGAGUUUUUUGGUAUCCAUUAGUGGGAGAUACAGGUUAGGUACUGUUUGGUGUAGCACAGAUCAUUUUUGACCAACCUUAACUUUGCGACACUAUCUUUGUUCUCGAUUCGGACAAACGUAUCUUCUAAAAUGUCUGUGUCCAAUUGCAAGUGGUACGAAAAUGCUCCAUUAUAAAUACAUGUUUUGCUCCAUUAAGUAAUCUAACGAUGUGUAAGCCGCAAUCUUAUCUAUUUCAAAUCUUCUCCCAUCGAUCGAGAUAGGUGUGUCAUCAUGACAACUAGGAAACAGGGAAAUUUUUGACGAAUUAGCAAAUUGGAAAUGUAUGAGUUUCCUAGUUCCAACUAGCAUGUGAAAGCGGCAUAAUCUCUCGUGGACAGAUGAAAUGGCGAGAAACUGUCAAGGUUCACAGAAUGUUGUUAUUACUAGCAGCAGUAGUUCCUGGUUUUGGGUUUUCAUCAUUGAUUACUUGGACGAAUCAAGAUUGGGCGAAGGCGGUGCUUAAACUGGUGCUGUUAUUUUCAAGCCCGUGUGCGGAUGAUAAACGAUUUCCACUAGAUUCCACAGCCACAAAGUCAAAAUUGGCUAUAUCUGUAGCUAGGAUCAACAGUGAAAUAUAGAGAAUGUGUUUGUGAUUAUUACAAUUUUGCAGCUGUGAUCAAGGAGGAUACUUGAGGAUGAACAGUAGUCUAACCCGUUUAAUGUGUGUGGGUGUUUGACAAUAACACAGCACCACAGCUAUAUUUCAGCACUAGGGUUUAUUCAUCGAUCCUGAUAUUUUAGCUUUGCACACUGUGAAGCACUGGCAUAUCAGAUUCUGAGAGAGGAAGAGGAGAGGGCUAAAGUCUGUCUUUUGAGUUCACCUGUCGGAAUUUUUCUGGAAGUGGCUCUCUGAUUAAUAGUGAGGCCAUUUCCUGUCAAACCUAGAUAAGACCUACAGUUUACUGUCAGACCUUAUGUGGGCCUUGCUCACUUCAUUUUUUGUUAUUGCUCCUUUCUAUUCUGUUAUAGCCUCCAUCUGGCCUGUUUUUGUCCCCAAGCAGUUGCCAUAGUUUCAGUCUGUAACAGAGGUUUUCAUUUGAAAGAGAACAUUUAUUUCCUUGUUAAAUGUAUCCUACCUUCUCUGAAAUAAUCACUUGUCUGACAAUGAAUGUGCAUGUAAGGCACCCCCCUUAAAUUCAAAAUGGCGCAGUGAUUACUUUGAGGAAGGAUUAUACAUGUCAACAGCAUUUAAACCGGGCAAAUUAAUAACAUCACCCAUGGACCUGGUUCCAAAAACCCCAAAUAACAGUACAUAUAUCUAUAUAGGCCUAAAUAAAAUAACCUCUUUCUUAUUUUGUAUUUUCCUUCUCACUCGAUUCCUUUUGCCGUUAGUGAUGAUAUCAUUUCAACAUUGUAAUUAGCUACACAGUUGCAAGCAAAUGGCUUCAGCAGUAAAGCAUCAGUUCGACAAAUAUUUCCAUCCAAUCAACCAACGAAAACAGUAAACGACUUCCUUCCCGUAGAGAUACGUGAUUCUAACCAAUAGGGAAGCGGCAUGUUCUUUCUCACCAAUCACAGUGCCUCGAGGUUUCCCUAUAGCCAAUCGCCUGUCAGGAAAUUAUUACUGUAUCUGUACUUGUUCCUCUGGUCAGGACGCGUUGCCGUCCUUACAAAGUUUUUUUCUUGUAAGAUGAGCCAAGGAGGAGGACAGAUGAGAACAGCAGGCCAGUGGAGCAAUUAGAACAGCAGCAGCCAGGGGCAAAUGGAAGGAAGAGGCUUGAAGAGAACACAUAGAAGACGCUUGUGACAGCUGAGGUCAGAUGACGGGAAUGACCAAACAAUGGACAUAAUGGAUGAAA
Molecule: messenger RNA, 4373 nt
Organism: Coregonus clupeaformis (lake whitefish)
Lineage: Eukaryota; Metazoa; Chordata; Actinopteri; Salmoniformes; Salmonidae
Gene: ogfod1
Product: 2-oxoglutarate and iron-dependent oxygenase domain containing 1
Exons: 15
Coding region: 63-1631 (522 amino acids)
Biological process (GO): regulation of translational termination; peptidyl-proline hydroxylation
Cellular component (GO): cytoplasm
Molecular function (GO): peptidyl-proline dioxygenase activity; L-ascorbic acid binding; iron ion binding
Source: RefSeq, a predicted model, not a curated record